AUGUUGAAAUUGCCCUAUAGGCCGGUUUUCCGCACAUUGAAGCAGUUACGGUUGUAUUCUAAUACUCCGGUGAAAGAUAUCGUGGCGGAUGGGAAGACAUACAAAGUUGACAAUUGGACCAAUGUUCCUCCAUAUAUUCUCGAGCUAACAAAACGUAAACUUUACAAAAACCCUAAUCACCCUAUUGGGAUUCUUCACGAUUUAAUAAAGACAAGUGUAAAUGGGAUGGGAUAUACAGUGUAUGAAGACUUCACACCUAUAGUUACCAAAUAUGAAAAUUUUGAUAGUUUAGGAUUCCCAGAAGAUCAUCCAGGAAGAUCAAGAUCGGACACAUACUAUUUGAAUCGUGAUCACCUUUUGAGGACUCACACUUCUGCUCAUGAGCAACAAUGUUUUACUGAAUGCGCAACACCAGGAUACCUAAUUUCUGCAGAUGUGUAUCGAAAAGAUGAGAUUGAUCGAACCCAUUACCCUGCAUUCCACCAAUUAGAAGGGGCUAGGGUGUGGGAUAGAAAUGAUCCUAACCUUUUGGAGAACAUACGCAAAGAUAUUGACGAGAUCCCAAAAACAAAUAUAAUAGUGGAAGAUGAAUUCAGAGAAAACCCAGUUACUGCAAACAAUCCAAAUCAACAACAUUUAAAGGAAGAAGAGGUCAAACUUGUUGCUGAACAUUUGAAGAAAACUGUUGAGUUUAUUGUCUAUCAAGUAUUUGAAAAGGCAAGACAAUCUGCAAAAGAGCAAGGGUUGACUAUGGCCUAUCUUGAUGAGCCCUUGAAAGUAAGAUGGGUUGAAGCCUAUUUUCCAUGGACUUCACCAUCCUGGGAAAUUGAAGUUUGGUGGAAGAAUGAAUGGUUGGAAUGUUGUGGAUGUGGAAUUGUUCAGCAACAAGUGUUAUUGAAUUCUGGAAUUGGAGAAGACAAAAUUAGUUGGGCAUUUGGAAUUGGGUUAGAUAGAAUUGCCAUGCUAUUGUUCAACAUUCCUGAUAUCAGGUUAUUCUGGAGUUUAGAUGAAAGAUUCCAUAACCAAUUCAAACAAGGACAAAUCAAUACCUUUGUGCCGUAUCUGAAGUAUCCUGGUAUCAAACGAGAUGUAUCGUUUUGGUUGGAUAGAGAUUUGCAUGCUAAUGAAGUCAUGGAAAUUGUGAGGCUGCAUGCUGGAGAUUUAGCUGAGAGUGUUAGUUUGGUCGAUGAAUUUGUUCAUCCAAAGACACAAAGAAAAUCACUGUGUUUUAGAAUAAAUUACCAGUCAAUGGAUAGAAACUUGACUAAUUUAGAGAUAAACGAAAUUCAUGAUAAAGUUGAAAACGAUUUAGUCGAGCAAUUUAAUGUUGAGAUUAGAUAG
Messenger RNA from Candida dubliniensis CD36, 1341 nucleotides. It is a transcript of the gene MSF1, whose product is annotated as phenylalanine--tRNA ligase. The record is from RefSeq and is a predicted model, not a curated record. Gene Ontology annotation, biological process: phenylalanyl-tRNA aminoacylation. Gene Ontology annotation, molecular function: ATP binding; tRNA binding; phenylalanine-tRNA ligase activity. Bases 1 to 1341 code for a protein of 446 amino acids. The transcript has a single exon. Gene Ontology annotation, cellular component: cytoplasm; mitochondrion. Lineage: Eukaryota; Fungi; Ascomycota; Pichiomycetes; Serinales; Debaryomycetaceae.